Molecule: messenger RNA, 679 nt
Organism: Salvia miltiorrhiza (redroot sage)
Lineage: Eukaryota; Viridiplantae; Streptophyta; Magnoliopsida; Lamiales; Lamiaceae
Product: BON1-associated protein 2-like
Exons: 1
Coding region: 66-578 (170 amino acids)
Biological process (GO): defense response
Source: RefSeq, a predicted model, not a curated record
CGCAGUCACAAUUCACAAACGCAUUCGUAACAAUAGCAAAAUCGCAAAAUCAACACGUGGCACACAUGACCAUGGGCAGCAGCAGCGGCGCUCCGCCGUCACGGACGAUCGAGGUCACCGUUAUCUCGGCCGAGGGCCUGCUCGUCAACAGGAAACGCCCCGUCAAGAACACCGUCUCCGUCACCGUGAGGACCAGCCCGUUCCACUCCGGUUCGACCGGGGUCGACCCGGAGGGCCGGAGCUGCCCGUCGUGGAACGAGAGGCUGGUGAUGGAGCUGCCCGCCCACACGCCCUUUCUCACCGUGGAGGCGCGUGCGGGCAGCAGGGUCGUCGGCGCGGCGAGCAUUCCGGUCACGGAUUUCGCCGGCGUCCACCUCCCCGACGGCUACCUGAGCUUCGUGAGUUACCGGCUGAGGGAUGCGAGUGGGGAGAAGAAUGGGAUAGUGAAUCUCUCGGUGAGGGUGAGGGGAGGCGGGAGCUCCAGCUGCGCCGCCAGCUGUUCGAGGCCGUGGAUGGGGGUUGCGGCGGCGGAGGGCGGUGCUGUCGUUAUGGGUGUUCCUGUUUCGUAUACGUAUUGAUUCUUUCUUUAAAAAAAAAAAAUUAAAUUGUGAAUAGAAUUCGUUCUUUUAUUUAAGUAGUUGAUCGAUUAUUUUAUGAAACGGUUUCGUGAUUUGAUUUA